UGUAUCAGAGGACACCUCACCUCCAACAUUACUGCCCCCUUCACAGCUUGCCAUAAGCACUUCCCUCCUCCUCCUCUCCUCUUUCCCUCCUCUUUAUCCUUUCUCCCCUACCCUCCCCCUGUGCUCAAGAUAGAAGAAUAAAGAUCUGCAAAUGGGGUAAAAUACAGAGAAAAGUAUUACGCCCAAAGGAACAUGGACGUGAACCCGAGUAGUGCUCUAAGAACAUUUCGGAGAUCAAAAGAGUGGGAUACCAAAACUGAAACAGUUGAUUUGGAUGAGUCUCUGACAAAACGAAGAAAGAAGCGUGUUAAGAAGAGAUCGAGGACCCCGAGUGACCAUGAGGAGUCUAUUGAACAGCUGACUCAUGAGCCAACGGUCACAUUCCCUUGUUCUGUCUGCUACCAAGAAAUCAGCCCAGCUGGGACUUUUCUCCAUAAGAAAUACCACAAUGCUCUGAGUACACUGGGUUUCCAGUGGAUGGGGGGGAGGAAACCGAAGCCCUCAGUGGUUAGUAGUCAGAGACAGUUUAUGAUUUCUAAACUGUUGACAUCCUUUAUGUUCAGUGAAAAAGUCCUUCAGGGUAUGAACUAUGCGUUUGAGCUGCUUUGGAAGAAACAAAGGCCAUCACACUUCAAACUCUAUGACAAGGUUGGCCAGACUUCUACACAUUCUCCAAAAGUCUGCCACCUGCUCAUUAAAGGCGUAGCCAUCUGUGGCAACAGUAAUUCAACCUGGAAAGCCGAUCCAUAUGGCAAAUUCACGGUCACAAAUGAUUUUGGUGAUAAAGCCAAUGUGUGCUUUUUUGGUUUGUUUGAUGGCCAUCAUGGCCAUGCUGCAGCAGACCUGGCAUCAAAGGAGUUCCAGGUUUUACUUCUCCAUCAACUGUCUAAACAGGAUCCUUCCUACCAGAUGACAGCUGAGCAGCAGCAACUGAUUGAUUCCUUUCACACCGUGUUUAGGGAAGAAUACAGGGCCAGAGAAGAGGCUUUCUUUUCCACACACAAAACCUUCAGAACCAAUAAAAGGGAGUAUGAGGAAAUACACAAAGCCUUUGCAAAGGCGUUUUGGAGGAUGGAUAGGCUCCUACGUCUUGGAAGGAACGAGGUUUCCCGGGUUCGGUGGAGUGGCUGCUCUGCGCUCACUUGUAUAUUAGAGGGAGUGAUUAAGAACCCAUACGUUAGUAAGGACUGGGCAAAAAUGGAUCAGCAGGGCGUUGACAGUUUUCCCUCCCAGGUCAUCUCUGGGGUACUACACAUUGCAAAUGCUGGUAACGUGCAAGCAGUCUUAUGCAGAAAUGGAAAAGGGUUUUGCCUGACCAAAGAACACAGCACACGAAACACCAAGGAGAGAAGAAGAAUCCUUCAAAGAGGAGCAGUCAUCAGCUCAAACGGCCUCCUGGAAGGACACAUCAAAACCACCAGGGGUCUUGGAUUCCAUGGAAACCCCACACUGAAGAAGUCCAUUAUUUCAGCACCCCAAACGAUUUCUGUCCCUAUAGAUGAUCUAUGUCAGUUUCUCAUCUUAGCCACUAAUGGGCUCUGGGAAGUUCUGGACAAGAAGGAAGUCACUGCACUGGUGAUUACCUUGUUUCAUGCAUAUAAAGAAACAUGUUCUAGUCCUGAAAACAAAUCCUUGCCAUCUGAAGAGCCUUUUUCCCCAUCAGACAGUAAUAUCCGUGUGCUAUUCCAGUACAACCCUGAAUCUGAAGAAGUUAUGUCAUCUACUAAUCUAAUGAAAAGGUCAUCUGAUUCAAUAUAUUCUCAAGCUUGCAUGUAUCAGGCUGAAAAUACAGAAACAUUUCUUCCAGAAAUGACUAAUUAUGACACUUGCAUCAAGAAAGAAACUAACAGCCUACCCACUAUAGACAGUAAGAAGGGAAGCGAGAAAGAACUACAUGCUAAGAAUUUCUAUGAAGGUGCAGCUGAGUACAUUGGCUAUGAACUUGUAAGUGCUGCUUUAGAAGGUGGUUCCAGAGACAGCAUCACUGUUAUGGUAAUGUUUCUCAGUGGGAGUGAGUAUCAGCUGCUGACAUAAAAACAUUCCAAAGACCCAGAGCAGCAAACAGUACCACAAAGACUUCAGUGCACCAGACUCUAGGACAGAUCAUGACUCGGAGAGAAUCAUUCUUGACAGGAAGAAAACACAAAAGCUUCCAGUUAUAUGCAAUGUGUGCUAUGCUCACUACUUUAUGUUAAAGAGAAAGAAAACUCAGUGUUGCUUUUUAUACCACUUUAUUCCAACCUGAGCACCUCAAUAUAAAACUAAACACUGGUGAACUGUUUUCCUUACUAAUUUUGAGUUAUUGUAAAAUGUACAAGUUCUGCUAGCAGAUCGACACUUAAAUAGAUUAAAUCAUCUGACACAUGGUAGAUUUCAUACAAUGAAAAUACCUAAAAUAAUUAGUGCAAUAUACUGAUCAAAAUAAAAUGGACUUUGAAAACCAAGGUUUCAAGAUUAUUACUAAUAACAUUGUAAUACUUAUGUUACAAAUUGCAGGUACAGUGUUAAGGUUCUAACCAUGUAAGAACAGCAAAGCCCCUUCCUUUCAUAGGGGGAAGACAGAAAUAAUUAGCUGUUUUAGUAACUGUACAUUUUGUAUAUGCUUAGGCAAUUCUUAAAUAUUACAGAAAAUAAUAAACAUGGAGACGACAAUGCAGUACUCUAUUUACAGUACAGCUGAAGAUCAUAUUUAAAAUCAAGUUUGAAUGUACAUAAUUGUUAGUGCACUGACUAAUCAUGUCCCAAGGGAACCAGAGCUCCCUCCCUGCUCCAGACAGACCUCUAUGUAAUGGCCAACAGUGAUUAAAGAGAAAUCAGACACCUGGUUUGUUUCCACUUUGUUGAAGAGCUCACACGAAGGUUCGACCACUAUCCAUUAAAAUGCAUUUAUCAGUUUUUCUAUUCCUAAAACAAGAUUGGGUUACACAUGACUUCUUCUUUUCAGUCAGAUUUUAAGAAAUAACAGGACUGAAUAAGAUGUCACUAAUAUUCAUUCUUUCUGGAGAUGUAGGACUGUUUUCUUAGGAUUAUUUUAUUAAUAUGUGGAAUGUACACUUUUUAGCCAAUAGAAGAAAUUACCAUUUGCUUGUCUUCUGUUGCUAAGCAUAAAUAUUUUUAGUCUUCUAAAAAUGUUUUCCUAAAGCUCACUAGUAAUUUUGAAUCUUUCACACCUGACUCUUAUGCCAGGUUAGAGACUGGUGGUUAAGUGUGGCUCCACCCCCACUGGAGACGAGUGGGUCCCUUGCACUUUCCACCAACAAAUUGUACACAGUUCUCUUUUCCCUUUCUACUGUUGAAACAUUAGUCCGAAGAACACAUGCAUGUUAUUAAAAAUUAAGUUCAAAACACUCAAAAUAAUUCAGUAUUAGAAACUUGAUUCUACCAUAAGUCUUUUUGGAAGUCACAUUGGGCCGGCUAGAUGCUCCCACACCACGGUUUUUGCCAUUCAGGAAGCUCACA
Mesocricetus auratus (golden hamster) is the source of this 3459-nucleotide messenger RNA. It is a transcript of the gene Pp2d1, whose product is annotated as protein phosphatase 2C like domain containing 1. Bases 193 to 2034 code for a protein of 613 amino acids. Lineage: Eukaryota; Metazoa; Chordata; Mammalia; Rodentia; Cricetidae. The transcript has 3 exons. Gene Ontology annotation, molecular function: protein serine/threonine phosphatase activity. The record is from RefSeq and is a predicted model, not a curated record. Gene Ontology annotation, biological process: protein dephosphorylation.